AACACGACUCACCAUAUUACUUAGCAAUCGAAGAAGGUUCUUGAAAUGGCAUUCAUCCAAGCAAUCUUCUUCACUCUUGCCUUGCUAUUGUCCUCAGCCCAUGCAGCUACCAUUGUUGUUAAAAACAAUUGUGGACAUACCAUAUGGCCAGCCACAUUAACAAGCGGUAGCGGACAACCCCAACUCGCCAUGACUGGAUUUGAAUUAGCUUCAUCAGAGUCCCAGACUCUCAAUGUCCCUACACCAUGGACGGGUAGGAUUUGGGCUCGAACCCGCUGCUUCACAGAUGACUCUUCAAGGUUUUCUUGUGAAACGGGAGAUUGUGCCUCUGGCUCUAGAGAUUGCAAUGGCGCUGGAGGAAUUCCACCAGCUACCUUAGCUGAAUUCACAUUNGAACCCGAACUAUUACGAGGUGUUGCAAACUUCACUAGAUCAGGGGGUGCAGCCGAAGUUGUGGUUGGGGUUGGCGUAGGCGUGCCCGGUGCAGCUACUGGUGGCGGUGAUGGUUUCCGAUGCUGCGCUCCUCCUUCUCCCGGCUUGGUGACGAGUUACUCCACCAUGAAUUGA
This is a messenger RNA of Cucurbita pepo subsp. pepo (vegetable marrow), 567 nucleotides long. Its product is annotated as thaumatin-like protein 1b. NCBI's taxonomy places the organism in Eukaryota, Viridiplantae, Streptophyta, Magnoliopsida, Cucurbitales, Cucurbitaceae. The record is from RefSeq and is a predicted model, not a curated record.